AUGGACCCGGCCACUGCUGUGAACAUCCUCGUCCUAGUCGGCGCUGCAAUCCUACCCUACUUGUGGCUUCAAUAUAGGAACAAGAGAGCGACUUCUAGUAGUCGUUCAGUGCUCCAAGUUUUAUAUUCCGGGCCCAGCAACGCAGCCACUAGGGAGGUCGAGGUAGACAUCGUCGCUGUCCACGGCCUCGGGGCUAACGUGGAUUGGUCGUGGACCUGGACAGACGGAGCCAGCCAUGUUCACUGGCUGAAGGAUCCGAAUAUGCUACCUGCUGUGGUGCCCAAUGCCCGAAUCAUGGUGUACAACUACGAAUCGCGAUGGCACGCGAAUGCCCCGAAAACUCGCCUCUCUCUUUGUGGCAAGGAUCUGGUAGAAAGCCUUUGUUGGUACCGGAAGGACACUACGAACCGCCCGAUAGUUUUUAUCGGACACAGCUUGGGCGGUAAUGUUAUCCAGCAUGGCCUGUUGAACGCUAAUGCAGACCCAGAACUGAAACACUUAGUCGACCGUACCGUCGGCCUCGUAUUUCUGGGAUGUCCCUUCAAAGGCUCUAAGAUGAAGGGGAUAGCUCAACUCAUAGCCCGAAUCAUGCACAUUGCUGGAUCCCAUAUCGGUAUUGUCGGAGCCCUAGGCUACGGCGAUCGCACCUUGCGGGAUAAGCUGAACGAGUUCGGUAAACUCUUGCAGAGAAUUCGAAUCCCGGUGGUCUGCUUCUUCGAAUUGAAAGAUACCGAUUUUGGAAGAAGAUUAGGGAUGCCCCAUCUAAUUAAAGGAAUGGUUGUAGAGGAGGACUCCGCAUGUAUCGACCUUUGUGAUCAUUUCCCGCUCUCGACGGACCAUCUACGCCUGAACAAAUACUCUGGCCCGAAUGACCCUUCUUUCGACAAGGUUUCAGAGAAUAUUAAAAAGAUCCUCCAUCUCGACCAAGAGACAGCAUUCGACAGGCUCCUCCCACACACUGUUGAAGGAGCAUCCUUUGACUCCCACGCCGAAGAAGAGAUCUCAUAUUGCCUCCAAGGCACUCGAAAAGAGCUUCUCCAUGAAAUAUCCAAAUGGGCUGUCGAUGCUCGCGCCAAACCCGUCUUCUGGCUGAACGGCAUGGCUGGCACCGGGAAGUCAACCAUUUCGCGCACCGUGGCACAGUCUUUCUCUAAGAACGGCCAUCUCGGUGGCAGCUUUUUCUUUAAGAAGGGCAUGGCCGAUCGAAGCGGAACAUCCAAGUUCUUCACUACGAUUGCCGCUCAGUUGGUCUAUAAAUCGCCGUCCCUCGCCUAUUAUAUUCAAAGUGCCAUCGAUGCCGAUCCUGCCAUUACGCAAAAGACAAUAUCACAGCAGUUUGAGAAGCUCAUCCUGGAGCCUUUGUUAAAGAUGACUCUAAACACUCAGGCCCCUGCAACGCUUGUCAUUAUUGUCGAUGCCCUGGAUGAGUGCGAGAGAGAGAAGGAUAUCGAGCUGAUCAUCAAACUCUUUUCCCGUGCUAAGGAACUACCGUCUUCGUGUUUAAAGAUCUUUAUCACUAGCAGACCCGAACUGCCUAUACGAUUGGGUUUCAAGAAAAAUCAAGGAACGUAUCAGGAUUUAGUCCUCCAUGAGAUACGCCAAGGUCUUAUUGAUCGCGAUUUGACUAUAUUCCUGGAGCACGAGAUGACCGAGAUUAAAAAAGACUACAACUUGGGAAACGAAGAUCAACAACUGCCUGUAGAAUGGCCAAGCAAAUCAGAUAUCGAGACUUUAGUAAAGAGGGCAAGUCCUCUCUUCAUUUUUGCCGCCACUAUCUGUCGUCUCCUUAAAGAAUGGAAUUACAGCGAUCCCCAAGAACAACUUCGAGAGAUCCUAGCCUAUAAAUCAAGAAACAAGCAGUCUAAGCUUGAGGCUACAUACAUGCCUGUCCUGGAACGACAACUUAUCAGACUUGACGAAAGUGACAAGGAGAAGGUCUUAGAAGAGUUUCGAGUUGUUGUUGGCUCGAUCGUUAUCCUUGAGAAUCCCCUCUCUACCCAUGCUCUAUCGCAGCUACUUGACGAAGAUGAGAAGAUGAUUAGUAAUAGACUGCUUCAUCUUCACUCGGUUCUACAUGUCCCGUCCCCUCCCGGCUCUCCCGUCAGACUCUUUCACCUGUCGUUCCGGAAUUUCCUAGUGGAUCCCGAAAGGCACAAAGACCAGUUCUGGGUGGAUGAGAAAGAAUCCCACAAGUGGCUAGCUACGAACUGCCUGCGCGUAAUGAAUAAAUCCCUUCGGACUGAUAUCUGUGAGGUUCAGGCGCCAGGAACACCUCGUUCAUCGAUAGACCCACAGAGAAUCAGCAAGUAUUUACAGCCAGAAGUCCAGUACGCUUGUCAGUUCUGGUCGUACCAUCUACAGCAGGCCGAAAUGAAAGUAUCGGAUGGGGAUGAGGUGUGUGACUUCCUGACCUGCCACUUCCUUCAUUGGUUAGAAGCAUUAAGUUUGAUGGGAAGAGUUUCGGAGAGUCUGCAGGCGAUUAAGGCGCUACGAGCCUGUGCUCAUUCGGACGCAACUAAGACUCUUGACUUCCUAAACGAUGCUAACCGCUUUGUCCUUGCUAUGACCUCUAUUAUCCAACAGGCGCCUCUCCAGGUAUACGCGUCAGCGCUCGCGUUUACGCCUCGGAGGAGUACGAUUCGAACUGUUUUUGAAAAAGAUAUGUCUAGCUGGAUAUCUAUCGUAUCAGGAGUACAAGAUAGCUGGGGCCAGUGCGUACAGACGCUCGAGGGCCAUAGCGACUUCGUCAGCUCGGUGGCCUUCUCGCCCGACUCGCAGCUCGUGGCCUCGGCCUCGCACGACCGCACGGUCCGGCUCUGGUCGGCGGCGACGGGCCAAGAACUCCAGACGCUCGAGGGCCAUAGCGACUUCGUCAGCUCGGUGGCCUUCUCGCCCGACUCGCAGCUCGUGGCCUCGGCCUCGGUCGACCGCACGGUCCGGCUCUGGUCGGCGGCGACGGGCCAAGAACUCCAGACGCUCGAGGGCCAUAGCGGCUUCAUCAACUCGGUGGCCUUCUCGCCCGACUCGCAGCUCGUGGCCUCGGCCUCGGUCGACCGCACGGUCCGGCUCUGGUCGGCGGCGACGGGCCAAGAACUCCAGACGCUCGAGGGCCAUAGCGGCUUCAUCAACUCGGUGGCCUUCUCGCCCGACUCGCAGCUCGUGGCCUCGGCCUCGGACGACGGCACGGUCCGGCUCUGGUCGGCGGCGACGGGCCAGUGUUUGCAGACAGUAGAAACUGGUAUAAUCCCUUCCACCUUGUCUUUUGAUUCUAGAGGUUUUUAUCUCUAUAUGGAUUCUGGUGCUAUUUCUCUUCAAGGUCCACUAGAUCCUAUUAGAGCGACAGAAUCUAUAACUACUAGAUCUUCGAAAUCAUUUUCCAGUCAGAUCUUAGCUGAUAACGGUCAAGAUCGUCGCUCUGGCUACGGCAUAAGUAAGGACCGUUGCUGGAUAACUCUGCACGGAAAAAACUUGUUCUGGUUAACAGCAGAUUCUCGACCAGUUUCUUCAGCUGUGUCUGGUUCUACCGUAGUGAUUGGAUGCGUUUCUGGAAAAGUCAUUAUUUUGCGGUUUUGUGAGGAUAAACCAGCGCUCUGGUCCAGUAUUUAG
Molecule: messenger RNA, 3606 nt
Organism: Pseudomassariella vexata
Lineage: Eukaryota; Fungi; Ascomycota; Sordariomycetes; Amphisphaeriales; Pseudomassariaceae
Exons: 7
Coding region: 1-3606 (1201 amino acids)
Biological process (GO): negative regulation of transcription by RNA polymerase II
Cellular component (GO): transcription repressor complex; nucleus
Molecular function (GO): protein binding
Source: RefSeq, a predicted model, not a curated record